CCUCGUGGGGCUCCGAAGGCCGAAGCCACACUCAGGCGGGGAUAGAACCUUUAGGGCCUGCGUCAGCUCCAACUUCGGGCCCUCUGCGUCGUGGUCCGUGCCGCUGCCACAGCGUCACCGUCCCCCGCGCCCCCCUCUUUCCGCCUGCGUCCCUCAGGAGGCUGCAGGCCUUUCAUCUCCCGGGAGGGUCUCACCUUGGCCUUCAGACGCCCGCCCAGAGGGGCUGGAAGGGCAGAAUUAGCAUAAAGAAGAAAAGAAGCUAGACCACGUUCAGGCGGUAGCCCCGGGAAUCCUUGACAGGAAGCGUGGGGUUGCUGCCCAGCCUCCCACGCAGUGAAUUAUUGAAGUGGACCUUUUAGCUACUCCUUAAAUGCUAGCAUGAUGCUGAACCAGUUCUCAAGAAGUAGCGGGCUCUGUUUCCCCUCCCAAGGCGGCGGCGGCGGAGCGGCGGAGCCCCCCAAAUGGCCUGGCCAGAUGCGGCAGGUUUGCUGCUCAGCGCUGCCGCCGCCGCCACUGGAGAAGGCUCGGUGCAGCAGCUUCAGCGACAGCAGCAGCAGCAGCUUCAGCGACAACAGCAGCAGCGGCAGCAGCAGCAGCAAGAGGAGCAGCAGCAGCAGCAGCGAGAGCAGCAGCAGCAGCAGCAGCAGCAGCAGCAGCAGCGAGAGCAGCAGCAGCAGCAGCAGCGAGAGCAGCAGCAGCAACAGCAGCAUCUCCCGUCCCGCUGCGCCCCCAGAGCUGCGGCCGCAGCAACAGCCGCAGCCCCGCAGCCCCGCAGCCCGGAGAGCCGCCGCCCGCUCGCGAGCUGCAGCCGCCGGCGGCAUGAGGCGCGACCCGGCCCCCGGCUUCUCCAUGCUGCUCUUCGGUGUGUCCCUCGCCUGCUACUCGCCUAGCCUCAAGUCGGUGCAGGACCAGGCGUACAAGGCACCCGUGGUGGUGGAGGGCAAGGUACAGGGGCUGGCCCCGGCCGGCGGCUCCAGCUCCAACAGCACCCGCGAGCCGCCCGCCUCGGGUCGGGUAGCGCUGGUGAAGGUGCUGGACAAGUGGCCGCUCCGGAGCGGGGGGCUGCAGCGCGAGCAGGUGAUCAGUGUGGGCUCAUGUGCGCCGCUCGAAAGGAACCAGCGCUACAUCUUUUUCCUGGAGCCCACGGAGCAGCCCUUAGUCUUUAAGACGGCCUUUGCCCCCAUCGACACCAACGGCAAAAACCUCAAGAAAGAGGUGGGCAAGAUCCUGUGCACUGACUGCGCCACGCGGCCCAAGCUGAAGAAGAUGAAGAGCCAAACGGGGCAGGUGGGUGAGAAGCAAUCGCUGAAGUGCGAGGCAGCAGCGGGGAACCCCCAGCCCUCCUACCGCUGGUUCAAGGACGGCAAGGAGCUCAACCGCAGUCGUGACAUCCGCAUCAAGUACGGCAAUGGCAGAAAGAACUCACGACUACAGUUCAACAAGGUGAAGGUGGAGGACGCUGGGGAGUACGUCUGCGAGGCCGAGAACAUCCUGGGCAAGGACACGGUCCGUGGCCGGCUCCACGUCAACAGUGUGAGCACCACCCUAUCGUCCUGGUCGGGGCACGCCCGGAAGUGCAACGAGACAGCCAAGUCCUAUUGUGUCAAUGGAGGCGUCUGCUACUACAUCGAGGGCAUCAACCAGCUCUCCUGCAAAUGUCCAAACGGAUUCUUCGGACAGAGAUGUUUGGAGAAACUGCCUUUGCGAUUGUACAUGCCAGAUCCUAAGCAAAAAGCCGAGGAGCUAUACCAGAAGCGGGUCCUGACCAUCACCGGCAUCUGUGUGGCUCUGCUCGUCGUGGGCAUCGUCUGCGUGGUCGCCUACUGCAAGACCAAAAAACAGCGGAAGCAGAUGCACAACCACCUCCGGCAGAACAUGUGCCCAGCGCAUCAGAAUCGGAGCUUGGCCAAUGGGCCCAGCCACCCCCGGCUGGACCCCGAGGAGAUCCAGAUGGCAGAUUAUAUCUCCAAGAACGUGCCAGCCACAGAUCACGUCAUCAGGAGGGAAACUGAGACCACUUUCUCCGGGAGCCACUCCUGUUCACCUUCUCACCACUGCUCCACAGCCACCCCAACCUCCAGCCACAGGCAUGAGAGCCACACGUGGAGUCUGGAACGUUCUGAGAGCCUGACUUCUGACUCCCAGUCGGGCAUCAUGCUGUCAUCAGUGGGCACCAGCAAAUGCAACAGUCCAGCGUGUGUGGAGGCCCGAGCACGGAGGGCAGCGGCCUACAGCCAGGAGGAGCGGCGCAGGGCCGCGGUGCCCCCCUACCACGAUUCCAUAGACUCCCUGCGCGACUCUCCACACAGCGAGAGGUACGUGUCGGCCCUGACCACGCCCGCGCGCCUCUCCCCGGUCGACUUCCACUACUCGCUGGCCACGCAGGUGCCGACUUUCGAGAUCACGUCCCCCAACUCGGCGCACGCCGUGUCGCUGCCGCCGGCCGCCCCCAUCAGCUACCGCCUGGCCGAGCAGCAGCCGCUCCUGCGGCACGCGGCCCCGGGGCCCGGGCCGGGCGCGGACAUGCAGCGCAGCUACGACAGCUACUACUACCCGGCGGCGGCGCCGGGGGCGCGGCGCGGGGCCUGCGCGCUGGGCGGCAGCCUGGGCAGCCUGCCCGCCAGCCCCUUCCGCAUCCCCGAGGACGACGAGUACGAGACCACGCAGGAGUGCGCGCCCCCGCCGCCGCCCCGGCCGCGCGCCCGCGGCGCGUCCCGCAGGACGUCGGCGGGGCCCCGGCGCUGGCGCCGCUCGCGCCUCAACGGGCUGGCGGCGCAGCGCGCGCGCGCGGCGCGGGACUCGCUGUCCCUGAGCAGCGGCUCGGGCGGCGGCUCGGCCUCGGCCUCGGACGACGACGCGGACGGGGCGCUGGCGGCCGAGAGCACGCCCUUCCUCGGCCUGCGCGGCGCGCACGACGCGCUGCGCUCGGACUCGCCGCCGCGGUGCCCCGCGGCCGACAGCAGGACUUACCACUCCCCGGACAGCCGCGGCGCGCGCGCCGCCAGCAGACACAGCCGCGGGCCGCCCCCGCGCGCCCCGCAGGCCUCGGCGCCCCUCUAG
Talpa occidentalis (Iberian mole) is the source of this 3060-nucleotide messenger RNA. RefSeq names its product neuregulin 2 (gene NRG2). The record is from RefSeq and is a predicted model, not a curated record. Gene Ontology annotation, biological process: animal organ development; intracellular signal transduction; nervous system development. Gene Ontology annotation, molecular function: signaling receptor binding. Lineage: Eukaryota; Metazoa; Chordata; Mammalia; Eulipotyphla; Talpidae.